AUGGAUCUCCUCCAGAAACACGGCCACCUCAAGCACAACCGCGAGAAAUCCCUUGCCCAGCGCGAGGAAGCCGAACAGCAAUAUCAAAAAAGCCAAGAAGGUACAUCCCGUCUACUUUCAUCACCCAACACGCAAGCAAUAGGUGAAUUCGGAGCUAACGAUGCCGUCAUAUAG
Messenger RNA from Aspergillus clavatus NRRL 1, 174 nucleotides. RefSeq lists its product as uncharacterized. The record is from RefSeq and is a predicted model, not a curated record. Bases 1 to 174 code for a protein of 57 amino acids. The transcript has a single exon. NCBI's taxonomy places the organism in Eukaryota, Fungi, Ascomycota, Eurotiomycetes, Eurotiales, Aspergillaceae.